Heterocephalus glaber (naked mole-rat) is the source of this 1757-nucleotide messenger RNA. RefSeq names its product tripartite motif containing 27 (gene Trim27). NCBI's taxonomy places the organism in Eukaryota, Metazoa, Chordata, Mammalia, Rodentia, Bathyergidae. The record is from RefSeq and is a predicted model, not a curated record. Gene Ontology annotation, molecular function: zinc ion binding; protein binding.
AUGGCCGCGGCCAGCGUGGCCGAGUGCCUGCAGCAGGAGACCACCUGCCCCGUGUGCCUGCAGUACUUCGUGGAGCCCAUGAUGCUCGACUGCGGCCACAACGUGUGCGGCGCCUGCCUAGCGCGCUGCUGGGGCGCGGCCGAGACCGACGUGUCGUGCCCGCAGUGCCGCGAGGCCUUCCCGCAGCGCCACCUGCGGCCCAACCGGCCCCUGGCCAACGUGACGCGCCUGGUGAAGCAGCUGCGCGCCGAGCGCGCGCCGGGCCCGGGCGGCGAGAUGGGCGCGUGCGAGAAGCACCGCGAGCCGCUGAAGCUGUACUGCGAAGAGGACCGCACGCCCAUCUGCGUGGUGUGCGAUCGCUCGCGCGAGCACCGCGGCCACAGCGUGCUGCCGCUCGAGGAGGCGGUGGACGGCUUCAAGGAACAAAUCCAGAGCCAGCUGGACCACCUGAGAAGAGUGAAGGACCUGAAGAAGAGGCGCCGGGCGCAGGGCGAACAGGCACGGGCCGAACUCUUGAGCCUCACACAGAUGGAGAGGGAGAAGAUCGUGUGGGAGUUCGAGCAGCUGUGCCACUCCCUGAAGGAGCAGGAGUACCGGCUGCUGGCCCGGCUGGAGGAGCUGGACCUGGCCAUCUACAACAGCAUCAACGGCGCCAUUGCGCAGUUCUCCUGCAACAUCUCGCACCUCAGCAGCCUGAUCGCACAGCUGGAGGAGAAGCAGCAGCAGCCCACCAGGGAGCUGCUGCAGGACAUCGGGGACACGCUGAGCAGGGCUGAAAGAAUCAGGAUCCCUGAACCUUGGAUCACACCUCCAGAUCUGCAAGAGAAAAUCCACAUUUUUGCCCAAAAAUGCCUGUUCUUGACAGAGAGUCUGAAGCAGUUCACAGAAAAAAUGCAGUCAGAUAUGGAGAAAAUUCAAGAGUUGAGAGAGGCUCAGUUAUACUCGGUCGACGUGACCCUGGACCCAGACACGGCCUACCCCAGCCUGAUCCUGUCCGACAACCUGCGACAAGUGCGGUACAGUUACUUGCAGCAGGACCUGCCCGACAACCCGGAGCGUUUCAACCUGUUCCCCUGCGUGCUGGGCUCCCCCUGCUUCGUCGGCGGGCGCCACUACUGGGAGGUGGAGGUGGGGGACAAGGCCAAGUGGACCAUCGGCGUGUGCGAAGACUCGGUGUGCAGGAAGGGCGGUGUGACCUCGGCCCCCCAGAACGGGUUCUGGGCUGUGUCGCUGUGGUACGGGAAGGAGUACUGGGCCCUCACCUCACCCAUGACCGCGCUGCCCCUGCGGACCCCGCUGCAGCGCGUGGGCAUCUUCUUGGACUACGACGCUGGCGAGGUGUCCUUCUAUAAUGUGACCGAGAGGUGUCACACCUUCACCUUCUCCCACGCCACCUUCUGUGGGCCAGUGCGGCCCUACUUCAGCCUGAGCUACUCAGGUGGGAAGAGCGCGGCGCCCCUCAUCAUCUGCCCCAUGAGUGGCAUCGAUGGCUUUUCUGGCCAUGUUGGGAGUGACGGUCGCUCCAUGGAGACCUCCCCGUGAGGAGUAGAGCUCAGGCUGGCAGCUGGGGUCCUCUGCCGCCCUGCCGAGUGUUGCCUCUGUCCAUCGGAGCUGGAUGUCCACACUGUCCCUGCCCUCACCAUGGGACAUGCGAUGUCCAUGUUCCCUGGGACCCUUCCCCUUCCCAUGCAAAUUGUGAGCUGUAAUGAGAAGUAUCAGUAUUGCCCACAAAUAAAACCAGAUGGCCUCCGACUGCA